Messenger RNA from Bradysia coprophila, 3731 nucleotides. It is a transcript of the gene dl, whose product is annotated as REL proto-oncogene, NF-kB subunit dorsal. Gene Ontology annotation, cellular component: cytoplasm; nucleus. NCBI's taxonomy places the organism in Eukaryota, Metazoa, Arthropoda, Insecta, Diptera, Sciaridae. Gene Ontology annotation, biological process: positive regulation of transcription by RNA polymerase II; inflammatory response; cellular response to stress. The record is from RefSeq and is a predicted model, not a curated record. Gene Ontology annotation, molecular function: RNA polymerase II cis-regulatory region sequence-specific DNA binding; DNA-binding transcription factor activity, RNA polymerase II-specific.
AUUACUGAAGGAAAAAGAGGACAAAAGUCAAUCCAAAAAUAAAUACAAAAAUAAAAAUGAAUUAACCUCAUCCUCACAUCAUAUCAAAAGUGAUUAUUUUCGGAUUUUGUGACUGUGUGUAUUGUAAUAACAUGUGUAUUAAUGCAUAGAUAGCGAAAUUGUUUUGUUUUCAUAUAGCUAUGUGUAUGGUACUAUACAUACACCAAACAUAGAUAUUUUUCUUGUUACACGUUUUCGAAUUUACACAUACUCUGGAAUUGAACACUCAGAACUAAUCAACGACAGCACUAAACUGAAUGUUAAAUACAUCCGACCAGUUUUCUCAACAACUUUAGCAGAGAAAAUAUAUAGAAUCAGUUUCGUUCGAGAUUGAACGUCAGGAAACUAAAUACGAAAAGUUACAUUGUUGUCACAAAAAAUGAAACUAUAAUGCAAUUAUAAGACCAUAAAUUCAUUUACCGUUGUACAUCUCUGUUUUUGUUUUGUGUUUUUGGUGGCGGUCUAAGAAAAAAAAAAUCCCAAAAAUCGUUUUUAAAAUGAGCGAUUUUCAUAUUCUAAAAGUAUAUACAAACAAUUUAAAUUGAGUGAGAUCUGAUCGUUUAUUUAAAUAUUAGACUAUUUACUUUGACUUCGGAUAUAGUAACAGAAGUUGUUAAACCAGUUAUAACACACACGAGUGUAUUACGACAUUUUGUACACUAACUUGCCGAUGAAAUAACAUUUUCUUCGCAAAGACUUUAAAACACCAUGAUGGAUCAGGAUAAUAUAGAAAACGUUGUAACAAGCCAUGGUUCCGAUGAAAACUCUCAAAUAAACAUAAGUGAUGUCAUUGAAGUUAUACAAACAACCGAUCCACAAGCACAAGCCAUGUUCAAUAACGUUGCCGAUGUCACAAUGCAAGCAUCACAAAUCCAUCCUCAACCACAAUCAAAUGCAAACACCAGCAACGCAGCGAAUAGUAGUAACAGUAUCAACAGUUAUCGAAGAAGUGCUUUCGUCAAAAUCACAGAGCAACCCGCAUCGAAGGCGCUCCGCUUUCGAUAUGAAUGUGAGGGUCGAUCGGCCGGAUCGAUUCCAGGUGUGUUGAGCUCACCAGAAAAUAAAACCUUUCCUAGCAUCCAGGUCGUUGGAUAUCGCGGAAGAGCAGUAGUUGUAGUGAGUUGCGUCACAAAGGACCCACCAUAUCGACCACACCCGCACAAUCUUGUCGGUAAGGAGGGGUGCAAAAAGGGAGUGUGUACAGUGGAAAUUAAUAGCGACACAAUGAGUGUUACGUUUAGCAAUUUGGGCAUACAAUGUGUGAAGAAACGGGACAUUGACGAGGCUUUAAGAGUGCGAGAAGAAAUAAGAGUCGAUCCUUAUAGAACUGGUUUCAAUCAUCGAUCUCAGCCAUCAAGCAUUGACUUAAAUGCAGUUCGACUAUGCUUUCAAGUAUUCCUUGAAAGUGAACAGCGAGGACGAUUCACAGUACCUUUGUCACCCGUUGUAUCUGACCCAAUAUUCGAUAAGAAGGCCAUGUCCGAUUUAGUAAUUUGUAAACUUAGUGAUGCAUCCUGUACUGUUGCUGGCGGCAAAGAGAUGAUACUUCUUUGCGAAAAGGUUGCCAAAGAAGAUAUUUCGGUGCGGUUUUUUGAAGAAAUCGACGAUAAUAUUGUUUGGGAGGGAUAUGGCGACUUUCAGCACACCAAUGUUCAUAAACAAGUAGCAAUAUGGUUUAGGACGCCGAGGUAUAAAUCCAUCGACAUUGAUCAACCAGUCAGGUGUUACGUUCAACUGAAAAGACCAUCUGAUGGAGUAACUAGUGAACCAUUGCCUUUCGACUAUCUUCCGUUGGACUCAGGUAGGCGUUCUAUAUGGACUACGCGUAAGGGUCAAAAUCAGAAAAGCAAUUUCGAUCUACUAAGUCGGUUGCUAGAUGAAAAUAAGUCAAUCCUCUCGUCCAACGGCGAGAAUAAGCCAGAAAUUAUAGACUUAGAUACACCGAUUGAGGAUUACAAAUCACUAGAAGAGAAACCAAUGGAUGAAGCACCUGAAGAGCAACACGAAACUUUACAUCAGAAUACUGACAAAACGACUGAAUGGAUUCAAAAAACUGAAUUCGAUCAGGAUGACGAGCAUUUAUUCAAAACUGAAAAUACGACCGACGAUGACAAAACAUUGAAUGAACUUUUAGAUCAGGUAGCCGAACUUGACGAAAUUUAUACGGACCAUCAGCUCAAAAUCGACAAUGGACAAAGCGAACAAGAAACGAAUGGCUUCGAACUGUCGCUGCCAAAAGCAACUGAUGAAGCGAGCAUGGAUUUUGACGAAUUAUUUGAUGAUGCAGCUACUUACACUAGUUUACAAAUUGCUUUCAAAAAUCCGGUUCCAAUUAUUGACUUACUUCCGCCUUCACCCCCAGUCAAUUAUAAUUUUAACAAUAUGCAUUAUGAUGCAGUUGAGCCUCAAAUUGUUACACCACUUGCUCCGAUAAUCGAUGUAGGUCCACUUAAACGAGAAAGUCCCACAUUAGAUGACGAAAAAUUACCCCCUCUACCCCCAAAGAGAGUAAAAAAAUCAAAUCCCAACAAUGAAAAUGAAAUGAUUCACGACAAUUUUCAGAGACAUGAUAUCGAAUCGAAUGUGUCAUCGUCACCGAAGAGCCCGUCGCAAAAAUCUACUCCUUCCAAAAUAAUAAUAAUGAAAACUCCUGAUCAAUCUCCUUUAAACAAACGACUUCCACCCACACCUUCUUCGAAUGUAAAUUCGAAUACGCUGCCCAAGCAGCACAAAAAGCCAGGAUUUUUUUCCAAAUUAUUUUCGCGACGCAAGAGUCGGAGCGAUGUAAAUGAAAAUGUUAAUGUGACCCAAAACACGACGGAUAUAUCACCCGAUCCAAGUCUCAGUAAUUUCAACCUAAACGAUCCCAAUCGAUCGUCGAUAAAGUCGCUACAAAUGCCGACGAAGAAAGCUCACAGUAAACCAGUCGGACGAAGUGUCAGUAGUGUCUCUGGUAAACGGCCGAACUUGACCGCCAAUAUCAUUCACAUACCAUUGAAAGGAGACAGUUUAAAUUCGAUUCCAAUGAAAACAGGAAGUGGAACGUUACUAGCUUUGCCGGGUACAGAGGCGUACGAGCGAGCGAGUACAGCAACUCUCAGUAAUAAUCUCGAUCGUAAAACAGUGAGCGCUCUGCAACUAGCAGACUUGCCUUUACAGGACGGUAAUAUGGAACUAAUUGCUAUUGCCGAUCGCCAAAGUCUAAAGAACUUAUGUGAAGGUGAAUUCGGUGUGCAAUUAGAUCCGAGUGUCGAUUUAACUGAAGCCGAACAUUAUGCUUUAUAUACAUCAAUCGCACCACAUGCUACCGAAAGUGAAUUUGAUGAGCAAUCUUGUUAUUAUGCCCCGGUAGAAGCUGGUGAAAUUUUGACUCAGAGUGAAGUAGCCAGACGAUUAGCUAGCAAUUUUUCCUAAUUUUACGGCAUUAUGAUUCGCAAGUCGAAUUGAACGAAUAAUGCUGGCUUACUAUUUAAAAAUUUAGUGUCUAAUGCUGCAGAUUAUACUUACUUGUUCAUAAUUAAAACGUGGAACUAUAUUUUGUAGACACCGUCGAGCUGAAACGUAAACGAUUAAAAAUUGGAAAUGAAUCGAAUUUAUUUAACCAUAUGCGAACCCAAAGUCAACAACAUCAAGAUGGUCAAUUAGGCCUGGGCUUACCAAACAUCACCGAUCCAAAGAUAAAGAAAGAACCA